UUUCAGAUCAAACUUAUUGUGUAAUUAUCUGAUGAUAACCAAACUAACCAACAGUGUUCUGACAUUUUUUGGAGUUUCGUCUGCGAAUAAUAGACCAAACAACAGUCGUUCCCGUAAACGAUCACUUGAUGUAGUUCCAAUACGAUCCCCUCCCGUCAAGAGGCAAAAAAUGAACAUCAACUCUUAUAAAGCUCGAUCGCGUGAAAGAUCUCUGCUAGCUUUGAAGCCUUCUACUUCUGCUAAUGUUUAUAACCAAAAAUCAUCCAGAAGACCCACUUUAGACGACUUCAACUGCUCUCAUAGUCACAAAACCGAUUACGGGCCUACCAGCACGAAGAGGUAUUCCGAUGUUCAAACUCCCGUUUCCGACUAUACAAUGAAUGGGCAUUCUCGUCUAUAUCAAAGGCAUUCAAUGGGUCACAACUUCAAUGACUCAAGCAUGAAUUAUGCACAUGGCUAUGAUAAUGCCAUGGUGAAUAGUACAAGAAUCUCUGGAGGUUAUGCACCCGUAGCUAGCAUCAGUCCAAUUGGAGAUAGUCGGCAGAAUGAUCUAUCGGCCAAACUUCAUAUCUAUUCAACAAAGCUUCCCUCGCCAAAAUCACAGAUACCGAGUUUUAAACCGAAAAAGAUCGACUACGAGUUGAAAAAUUUAUCUCCAUAUCCGAUACUUAUCAUCAAUCACCGUAAGACCCCGGCAGCACAGCCGAGAUCUUUGACAGCAGAUGUGAAUGUCCGAAAUAUAUUGGCGGAGCCCAAAGUCCUCUAUAACUCAGUUUGCGUGAACCAGAAGCAGCCGAGCAAUAGUACACACUUUUAUGAAAGUGACACGGAAGUCCUAUGCCUGGAGCAAGAGGAAAACUCAAGUGUGGUAUCCAUGCCCCGACAACCCGCAGGAUCGUUUCUUUCCAAAGAUAUUCAAGGAAAGUUUAUGGACCCGAACUUUCUGAAAGACGCGAGAGCGGUGAAUGAAUACAAAUCGAUAAUAGAGACACAUCGAUUAAAGCAACCUGUACUUCGCGAAUUUACGGCGCAAUUCCGGAAAACACAAUUCUACAACAUUGGAAGCCAAUUGGAUGUCUUCAACCGGGAACCGCCAAUAGUGAAGAUCCAAAUCCCAGAGAAAGAGGUCAAGGUGUUCCCUGAUUUGACCUCGGAGCAGGAAGAAGAAAUAGACAGGAUUCUUGGACCUGGUCCAGAUGGCGAAGUGCUUGUGAAAGAGUUCAUGAUUUCAAUCACUCGCAAAGACAUCCGAACUUUGAAAGGUCUAACCUGGCUCAAUGAUGAAAUCAUAAACUACUACCUAAACUUGAUCGUAGACCGAGGAAACAAAAGCGAAAAUUUCGCUAGCUGUCAUACAAUGAAUACAUUUUUUUAUCCUAGAUUACUGGAAGGAGGUUACAGCAAGGUGCAACGGUGGACGAAAAGAGUGGAUAUCUUUUCGAAAGACUUUCUCUUGGUUCCGAUUCACUUGCAAGUGCACUGGUGCAUGGCAGUUGUCAGUUUCAAAAAUAAAACUAUUCUCUAUUACGACUCAAUGGGACACCCGAAUAACACAUGUCUCGGCACUUUAGAACAAUACGUCAAAGAUGAAUACAAAAAUAAGAAAAAUCCAGAUGGUAAACUUCCUCAGUUCUCGACCGAUGAUUGGACAGUAUCUAAUGCCACGGGAAUACCGCAACAGGGCAACGCCAGUGAUUGUGGAAUGUUUUCGUUGACAUUCGCAGAACAUGUUGCGGCGGAGAGGGAAUUCAAUUUUACUCAAAAAGAUAUGCCGUAUUUACGGAGAAAAAUGGCAUAUGAGAUCGUGCAUAGAACUAUUCUUACCUGCUAGCGAAUAUGUACGAGAGAUAGUAGUGCAGUUUUCGUUGGUUGAAAUUUAGCUAGUUACAUGUAGCUUCAUGUUUUUAUCUGGGGCGUUUGCAAAACUGUGAAUUGUCGAGCUAGCGGGUAUGUUCUUGCCGAUUAUGGCGCCGCAAAUUGUUUUUUUUUUAUUUUCCGUCUCAGUGAUGUAAUAAUUUAUGGCGCGGAACAAUAUCUAAAAAGCCCCUCAGAUGUUGACUUUUAUGAAAAAUUUAUUUUUAGUUUCUGAAUUUCAGGUUUGUAGAAUGAUAAGUUUUUUUUGCAGUUGUGUUGGUCAUGAACUUUAAACUCUAAAUUAAAUUCCCAAAUUGUGUUUUUAA
Molecule: messenger RNA, 2180 nt
Organism: Symsagittifera roscoffensis
Lineage: Eukaryota; Metazoa; Xenacoelomorpha; Acoela; Convolutidae
Product: sentrin-specific protease 1-like
Exons: 1
Coding region: 32-1831 (599 amino acids)
Biological process (GO): protein desumoylation; proteolysis
Cellular component (GO): nucleus
Molecular function (GO): deSUMOylase activity
Source: RefSeq, a predicted model, not a curated record